Messenger RNA from Tarenaya hassleriana, 2927 nucleotides. RefSeq names its product protein FAR1-RELATED SEQUENCE 11-like. Gene Ontology annotation, biological process: regulation of DNA-templated transcription. Lineage: Eukaryota; Viridiplantae; Streptophyta; Magnoliopsida; Brassicales; Cleomaceae. Gene Ontology annotation, molecular function: zinc ion binding. The record is from RefSeq and is a predicted model, not a curated record. The transcript is spliced from 5 exons. The coding region runs from base 247 to 2502 and encodes 751 amino acids.
CCUUAUCGUUCUCCUGAGGAUGCGCGUUGCUCCCCUCGCCGCCCAAUAAAAGUGAAAAAUCUCCCCGCCAAUUUCAUCGUCUCCUGUUUCGAUUCUUCGACUUGAAGCUCGCUGUUUGUUCGUAAUUUCCCUAGUUCUCGACAGGCGACAGGGAUCUGCAAUUACGUUCUCUUAGUUCCCUCUGAAUUCAGCUUUUCUUUGUCUGUUUUUGCUCAGCAAUAGCUCGGAGUUUCUUCAGCUUCGGAAAUGUCGGAAGCAACGAGCGCAGCGAUGGAAUCUUCAGACAAUGGGACUGAUUUGUCUCAGGAUGAUACCGGCGGUGUCAAGGAGACACAUGAGGAGACGAUUUUAUCGCAACAAACCUCAGUGAACCUUGUUCCCUACGUGGGACAAAGGUUUGUGUCUCAGGAUGCGGCAUAUGAAUUCUAUUGCAGUUUUGCGAAGCAAUGUGGUUUCUCAAUCAGACGCCAUAGAACCAGAGGGAAAGAUGGAGUUGGUCGAGGAAUCACACGGAGAGAUUUUACGUGUCACAGAGGCGGGUAUCCUCAGAUGAAGCCAUCGGAGGAUGGGAAGAUGCACAGGAAUAGGAAAUCGUCUCGUUGUGGGUGUCGAGCAUAUAUGAGGAUAGUUAAACGUGCAGAUUUCGAUGUUCCAGAAUGGCGUGUAACCGGUUUUAGCAAUGUUCAUAACCACGAGCUUCUGAAAUCAAAUGAAGUUCGACUUCUUCCUGCUUAUUGUACAAUGAGCCAGGAUGACAAGACGAGGAUUUGUAUGUUUUCAAAAGCUGGGAUGUCGGUUAGGCAAAUGUUGAGGCUGAUGGAGCUGGAGAAAGGCCUAAAGUUAGGAUCUUUGCCCUUUACGGAAGUAGACGUGAGAAACUUCCUACAGUCUUUCAGAAAUGUCGGGCAUGAUUAUGACCCUGUUGAUCUUCUCGCAAUGUGCAAGAGAAAAAAGGAUGAGAAUCCAUGUUUCAGAUACGACUUUAAAUUGGACGGCCAUAGUAGGGUGGAGCAUAUUGGGUGGUGCUAUGCUUCAUCAGUUCAGCUUUACGAGUCAUUCGGUGAUGCAGUACUUCUUGACACCACUCAACGUUUGGAUUCUUAUGAUAUGCUCUUGGGCGUUUGGAUUGGCAUGGACAAUUUCGGGGCAACUUGUUUUUUUGGCUGUGUACUUUUACGAGAUGAGAGCAUUGAAUCUUUUUCCUGGGCAUUGAAGACGUUCCUUGCUUUCGUGAACAGCAAAGCUCCACAGACGCUGCUAACCGACCACAAUAUCAAGUUGAAGGAGGCCAUUGCCACUGAAAUGCCCGAAACAAAACACGCUAUUUGCGUUUGGCACAUCAUCGCAAGAUUCUCCGACUGGUUCUCUACUCUGCUCGGAUCACAUUACGAUGAUUGGAAAAAGGAGUUUUAUCACCUCUAUAGUCUGGAAUCUGUGGAAGAAUUCGAAGCACAAUGGAAAGAUGUGAUCAGUAAGUAUGGACUUCAUGGAAAUAAGCAUGCCUCGAGCUUGUAUGCUUUACGGUCUUAUUGGGCUUUACCGUUCUUGAGGCGCUAUUUCUUUUCCGGGUUACUAAUUUCAUGGCAAACUGAGACUGUUAGUGGUUAUAUUCAAAGGAUUUUGAGCGCUCAGACAUGUUUGGAUCAGUUCGUAGAUCAGGUGUCUGAAAUUGUAGAAACAACAGAUCGAGGUGGAACAACAAAACAGAAAUCGCAGAAGAAAUCUCAGAAGUUGUGCAUGAAAACCGGUUCGCCCAUUGAAUGUCAUGCCGCUUCUGUUCUUACACCAUAUGCUUUCACUAAACUCCAAGAAGAGCUUCUCUUAGCUCCACAAUAUGCGUAUCUUCUCAUCGAGGAGGGGUGUUUUCAGGUCAGACACCACACCCAGUUGGAAGGUGGCUGCAAAGUGAUAUGGUUACCUUGUCAAGAGCACAUCAGCUGUAGCUGCCAUCAUUACGAAUUCUCUGGCAUCCUCUGUAGACACGUUCUUCGUGUCCUGUCCAGUAAUAACUGUUUCCAAAUUCCAGACCAGUAUUUGCCUGUUCGGUGGAGAGUUAACCCCUUCAAGCCAUCUGCAAAGGACCACUCUGAGAGAAUUCAAAUGCUAGAGUCCAUGACUUCGAAGCUUCUGUCAGAAUCGAUUGAGUCAGAGGAACGUCUGGAUUUUGCUUGCGAGCAGAUGGGGAUGGUGCUCUCUCGUGUUAAAAACCUUUCUCCGCCCGUUCAACGUGCAACCGAUAUUACUUGUAGCUGCCCAUCAGACUCUCUGAUUCUGCCCGAGAUGGAUGAUGCUGAUGGAAUCCACAGUUAUGCUAUGGGAAAUUUCCAUGAUCCCGCAACGUUGGGGAAGCUUAAAGAUAGAAGGUUAAGAGAUGGCGGUGAUGUAAGCAGAAGGCGAAAACCGUUCUCUGGAGCUUGUUAUGGGCAAUAUGGGCAUGAUUUAUCUCAUUGCCAACUGUUGGGAAGUGAUAGUUUGAAUGGAGAUGCACUUGGGUAUCUCUAGAGGUAAAAACAAAACAAAAAACUGAACAAAGUAACCUUGUAUAAAUCCGAGAUCUUGCAUGAUAUGUGCAAAAGCCUUGUCAUAACGGCGAAAGACUGCUUGCCAGCUUCAUAAACAUUUGCGAGCAGAUGCUCGAGUACUCGGUGGGCAUUUCUACUGUUUACAAGACGAAAUCCCCAUCUUUUGCAGAGAGAGUUUUGGCAAUGGUGUGGCAUGAGGAACAAAAGAAAGGUAGCAGAAGCAGAAGCAGAAGGAGAAGGAAGCAGAAGGAGAAGGGUGUUGUUCCUGAGAAUGGUGUGGAUGUAAUGUAGGUAAUACAAAAGCUAGUGAAUUCACAUACAUACAUACAUACGUAUGCAUAUAUGUAUGGAAGAAGCCUUUGAGUGUGUGAAAUGUGAUGACGUGGUAAGAAUCCAUUUCUGGAA